Molecule: messenger RNA, 1577 nt
Organism: Eriocheir sinensis (Chinese mitten crab)
Lineage: Eukaryota; Metazoa; Arthropoda; Malacostraca; Decapoda; Varunidae
Exons: 2
Coding region: 84-1058 (324 amino acids)
Source: RefSeq, a predicted model, not a curated record
AGACAGGAAAUCAUACACACGCAGCCACAGGAUAUGCAAAAUGAUAUAGAAAGACACACGCACACAGACACACGUCCAGAGCCAUGGGUAGGAGAAGCCUGCUGUCUCUCCUGCUCCUUGUCCUGCUGGUGUUCGGCUACGGCCCUCGCCCCAGCCUAGCCAGGUGCACCGCCACCAACCCCACACAGGUGUACGAAGGAGAGAAGGAGAUUACUACAAAGCAUUCAGAGAGCGGGGAAGCGGUGUAUGUCACGUCCUUCUCCGUGCGGCCAUCGAGUGGUUUCCAAAGUGUCAAUCUAACAGCGACAGCAGAAGCAGAGAUAGAUGGAAGCAAGCAGACUGUCCUAUUCUCUCAUCUCAUCACAGCAGACAAGUGUUUCAAGAAUGACAAGUGGAUGAAAGUGCAUAUGUGGGCGGACUUGGGAAAAGAUCCUACACUUGGGUUUCGCGUUGGGGAUUGCUGGAAGGAAUGCAGGGCCGACUUAGGCACCGCCACGACAGGGAAGCUUACUUUACGGUGGCUUAAUGUCACCACGCGUGGCCGAUCCAAGUGGACCAACGAAGUGUCAGGUAAACGUUGCAUCAAACAACUGGGCCAAGGCCGUCCCUCAAACGUCCCCAAUUGUGGUUCCCAGAUUCUACAGCCCCCCUCGUCAUCCACCCAGACGACUCUACAGCCACCCUCGUCAUCCACCCAGACGACUCUACAGCCCCCCUCAUCUUCCAAACCGCGUACCAACGUGUCUCAGUUCAGAUUGGUGGGGGCGAGCGUGGUGAUGGCGAGCGUGGUGGUGGUGACGGGGGCCAUGCUGGUGCUGAUAGGGGUGUGCUUGAGGAAGAAGAAGAGGAAUGCCACUGACAGCAGCACACAAACGACGGUGAGGGAGCGCACCAACGAGGCACUCAACAACCAGGACGAGGCAGUGGGCUCCUCGGUAAUAGUUUUUAGCCACACCGAAGGCCCGGCUGGCGGAAGAACAGAGAAACUCCUCUUUAAAAACGUAGCCGAAGGAGAGAUGGAAGGCGGCACACAGGACUACGUUUAUGAAAUUCUUUAGUAGCUAGGCAAUGGCAACAGAUUCACAUAGACAUUCAGAUUAGAGGUGCACCGAAACUUGGUUCUGGCCGGUUACUUCCGGCCGGAACCUCAGUUCUUAUAAAGUUCCGGUAUCGGUCGGAUCUAUCAUAAAUUAACCGGCCGGAACCGGAACUUUUAUCUAACACCUAUGUAAGCAGUUGUCACACUGCUUAUAUUUCUCAAAUCUAACUUCUUACAUUCCCUCAUAACCUUGACAUUUCUUUGUUCGUCAUUUAUAUUAUUGUACAAAGCUCAGCUGAAUGACUCAACCCGCGCUGGACGAGUCAGUUGGUGAUGCGUCCAGUACGGCGCCCUCACCCUUGUUACUCAUCAGCAGCUGACGGGGGGGAGAAGACGUUCUCUUGAAUUGAUAAUAAAAAUAAAUUGACAAACAUAAUAAUUCUCUCUCUCUCUCUCUCUCUCUCUCUCUCUCUCUCUCUCUCUCUUUCCUGAAUGUUACCCGGCACCGGAAUCGAACCAGUGCCUCGGCUCAGCUGUC